Triticum turgidum subsp. durum (durum wheat) is the source of this 1485-nucleotide messenger RNA. Lineage: Eukaryota; Viridiplantae; Streptophyta; Magnoliopsida; Poales; Poaceae. The record is from the annotation of a GenBank genome assembly.
AUGCGGCCACUCCAUUUUCCAUACACGAUGUGCAGCAGAAAAUUAACUUUCUUUGCCCUUGUGCUGCUGAUCUCCUUGGCCUUUCCCACCAGUUCUUGCACAGAGAAGGAGAAGGAGUCCCUCCUGCACUUCCUCAGUGGUCUGUCGUCGGACGGUGGCCUCGCCGCGUCCUGGAAGCAGAACGGCGCAGACUGCUGCGAAUGGGAAGGGGUCACCUGUGGCGAGGAUGGGGCAGUCACAGAUGUCUCAUUGGCUUUGAAGGGCCUUGAGGGGCGCAUAACACCAUCCCUCGGCAACCUUGAUGGCCUUCUGCGCCUCAACCUGUCCCACAAUUCGCUGUCGGGUGGCCUGCCGCUGGAACUGGUGUCGUCCGAUAGCAUCAUCGUCCUUGAUGUCAGCUUCAACCGCCUCGGAGGAGACAUGCAAGAGCUGCCAUCUUCAACCCCAUCACGACCUCUUCAGGUACUGAACAUCUCAAGCAACUUGUUCACAGGACGGUUUCCAUCAUCCACCACCUGGGAGGUGAUGGACAAUCUGGUUGUGCUCAAUGCCAGCAAUAACAGUUUCACUGGGCAAAUACCGGAUAAUUUCUGCAGCAGCUCGUCAUUGUUAGCUGUAGUUGAGCUCUGUUACAACCAAUUUACAGGCAUCAUCCCUCCUGGACUUGGUAACUGCUCCAUGCUCAGAGUGCUCAAGGCUGGACACAACAACCUCCGCGGGACUCUCCCAACUGAACUCUUUGAUGCUUCCUUACUGGAGUACCUCUCACUUCCUAGCAAUGUUCUAGAUGGAGUACUAGAUGGUGCUCAGAUAGUCAAGCUCAGCAAUCUAGUUACACUAGACCUAGGAGGGAAUAAUUUCAGCGGCAAGAUUCCGGAUUCCAUUGGUGAGCUCGAGAGACUAGAAGAGUUGCAUUUGGACUACAACAACAUAUCAGGGGAGCUGCCAUCAGCCCUGAGCAACUGCACAAAUCUGGUAACAAUUAACUUCAAGAGCAACAACCUCAGCGGAGAACUUAGCAAGGUCAACUUCUCCACCCUGCCUAGGCUCAAAACUCUAGAUGUUCUGUACAACAACUUCAACGGCAGAGUUCCAGAAAGUUUGUAUACCUGCAGCAAUCUGACUGCACUGCGGCUAUCUGGCAACAACUUACAUGGGCAGCUCUCACCAAGAAUAGGCAAUCUAAAGCACCUCACCUUCCUUUCACUUGCUAUAAACUCUUUCACAAACAUCACAAAUGCGCUUCACAUUCUUCAGAGGUGCACCAACCUUAACACACUGCUUAUGGGAAGCAGCUUCAGGGGCGAGUUAAUGCCAGAGGAUGACUUCAUUGAUGGUUUUGAGAAUCUUCAGGUCCUCUCCUUAAAUGAUUGCUCGUUGUUAGGUAAAAUACCUCUUUGGAUAUCGAAGCUAGCAAAAUUAGAGAUGUUGAUAUUAUCUGAAAAUCAACCACCGGAUCAAUUCCAGCCUGGAUCGAAGACCUAA